CAUUACCAUCAGUAUCAGUAGCGUAACCAGUUUCUAGUGGUCACUACCGGUCUACACCGCAUAUUUCCGCUGCACAAUUUCGUCAUCGCCCAAUAGUCCGGGACUCAAUAAUACACUACACUGUGUACAGUACGGCUAUGGCAGCUGUUGAGAAGGAACGUUUGGAGCAAUCACCUGUAGCAAUUUCUCAACCAACAGCGGUUGUCUAUGUCGUCGAGGAACCUCCUCAAGACUUCCUGAUGCUCUCCAUUCUCAUGCUUGUUUGCUGCUUUUGGCCGUUAGGAAUCAUCGCCGUCUACAUGUCUCUGAUGGCUCGAGACAAGUUGUCACAGGGUGACAUUGUUUCUGCCAGGAAAGCAUCUAGGUGGGCUCGGGCCCUAAGCUUCGUUGGUAUUACUAUUGGAUUAGUCAUCUACAUUGUAGCUACGUUUGUCGCUGUCAUCAUUGCACUUAUUGCUGCAACGUUUUGCAAUUCUAUCGAAGAGAGAGAGGGAAAAUGUUGACACUUUUUAGUGUAAAUAAGUGUGACUUUGUGUAGUCUUUGAUAAGGUGUGGCUGGGUGAUAGCAUUUUGUUACUAUGGUGUUAGACAGUUAGGCAUCCAGUGUUAAAAUUUAGUUUGAUGUAAGUGUUUUGACGUAUACAAUAACACCAUCAGUAACCAA
Corticium candelabrum is the source of this 664-nucleotide messenger RNA. Its product is annotated as proline-rich transmembrane protein 1-like. Gene Ontology annotation, cellular component: membrane. The coding region runs from base 138 to 503 and encodes 121 amino acids. The transcript has 3 exons. NCBI's taxonomy places the organism in Eukaryota, Metazoa, Porifera, Homoscleromorpha, Homosclerophorida, Plakinidae. The record is from RefSeq and is a predicted model, not a curated record.